UUUUAUGACUCUUCCGAUAACGUGAUAAUGCAUCACACAGAUCCGAGGGAGCUCGACCUGGACCGCCGCUUCGCCCUCGCGUCCUGACAACAGGGCGCUUUUUCUCCGAAGCGGAGGGACGGUGUUUGCGUGGCGAAGGACAGACAACCAGCGGGGCAGAUGACGCCGCUGACGUGGCUGCUGUUGGCCUUCUGUCAGGUGUCCGUCGGAGGCGGUCGGUCGGAGGAGUUCGGCUGCUCGCGGCGGCCGGCUGUUCCCGAGGACCGCGUGUGUGACUUCACCGACAACUGUGGAGACGGCAGCGACGAGGAAGACUGCUCCAGAUAUGAGAGGUGUGACUUUGAAGAAGGAUUCUGUGGCCUGAUUGAAAGCUCAGAGACGCCCUUUGGAUGGAACAGAACAACGGCGGUCCCGGGACUCAAUCGGGACCACGGCAACGUCUCAGCCGCACAUUUCCUGUCCCUUUCGCCCGUCGCUGGACACAGAACCGCUGCAGACCUGAACAGUCCCGUCUUCUCGCCCAGCCACACUUGCCAGAUACGUUUCUACUAUUAUGUUGGGGCGCAACACGGAGGCCUCGAGGUUCUGGUUCGGGCCCAGAGUCAGAGCACGGCGGCGUGGAACCACUCCACACAAACACAGGCGGGAAUGUGGCAGCGGACAGUGAUCACGUUCUCCAGCAAUUCCAGUUUUCAGGUGGCGAUUCGAGGGCGACUCUCAGCUGACAGCGAAGCCUCAGAAGUGCUGGCCAUCGACGACGUAUCCUUCGGCCCCGGCUGUGUGACCGUGCCUGAGAGCAGCGCACCUCCUCCACCGGUUUGCCCGCCCUCGAUGUUCGCCUGCGGCACUGGGGAGUGCAUCGAGGAGAGCAAAGUGUGCGACUUCACCCCACAUUGCCCCCAGGGAGAGGACGAGGCCCACUGCCCCUCGCGGUGCGACUUCGAGGGCGGUUCCUGCGGCUGGUACGAGCUCACCCUGGGCGAUGGCUUCGAUUGGGUCCGGGGCGGUUCUGUGGAGGUGCCUCCGGACUCCCACCCGCCCCCUCUGGACCACUCAACAAACAGCACCGAGGGACACUUCAUGUUUAUAUUGAAGAACAGCAGCAGUCUUCAUCCAACGGCGGUUCUCAGAGGACCCUGGUUCAAACAAUCUGCAUCCGGGUGUACCAUCACUUUCUGGCAUUAUAACUCUGGUAUGUCUGUGGGGGCUGCAGACAUGUACCUUCAAAUGAACGGCGUGAAAAACAGAACUGUCAUAUGGAGGACUCUGUACGACCAGGGGACCCGCUGGAACCGGGUCACAGUGCAGCUGGGACGCCUCACCCGGCCCUUCCACAUCGCGCUGGCCAAGAUCAGCCUGGGUGUGUUCAACGGGGUCUCCGCCCUGGAUGACAUCACCUUCGAGAACUGCUCGAUGCCCCCCGCGGCGGCAGAGUGCCCGACGCACACACAUUUCCACUGCGUGCACUCGAAGGCGUGCGUGGAGCACCUGCAGCUCUGUGACCUUGUGGAUGACUGCGGGGAUGGGUCCGACGAGGAGGGCUGCUCUCCGGAGCUGCAGUGUAACUUCGAACGCGGCCUGUGCGGCUGGAGACAAGAAGUGAGCGGAGGCGACGUGUUCGACUGGACGCGCGUGCAGGGCCCGACUCCGACCAUCAACACGGGGCCCCUGAAGGACCACACGCUGGGCACCAGCCUGGGCCACUACCUCUACAUCGAGUCCUCCGCCCCCCAGGAGUUCAAGGACACCGCCGUGCUGCUGAGCAGGGUCUUCCAGCCCACGCGCCAGCGCGGCGAGAACGCGCCCGACCAACACUGCGUGUUCCGCUUCCAUUACCACAUGUACGGCUCCCAUGUGUUCUGCUUGGCGGUGUACCUGAGGACCGCCGCUUCCAGCCGCGGGAGCAUGCUGUGGGUACGAUACGGGGCACAAGGAAACCUCUGGCACAGGAAGACUCUCUACCUCGCCAGCGCCCGGCCUUUCCAGAUUUUGAUUGAAGGCACAGUGGGAGAUGAUUUCAACGGGGACAUUGCCAUCGACGACCUUUCCUUCCUGCACUGCGACCCAUACGAUGGCGAGCUCCCCGCGGUGAACACCACCACGCCCGCGGUGACCACGCCGGCCCCCACGCUUCCCCCGCACAGCUGCCCCGAUGGAGAGUUUGCGUGUGGGGCCCACGGGGAGUGCGUCGCCGACGGCAAAGUGUGUGACUUCAGGCGGGACUGUUCCGACGGCUCGGACGAGGAGAGCUGUGUGGAGGAACGGUGCGACUUCGAAGGCGGCAAUACUUGUGGCUGGAACAGCGCCGACUCCCCUUUGGUCCCAAUGCACGCGUUUCGCUGGUCACCUGACCAAGGGGAGAGCAUUCAUGAUGGGGAGCAGUACCACCGGCCCGUCAAUGACCACACCCUAGGCGGAGCGGAGGGCUGGUACAUGUGUGCCGACAGUUCAAACGGCGGCUACGGUCAAACCGCUGACCUCCAGAGCCCGGCCGUCGCCUCCACCGGGCCUCAGUGCACCCUGGUCUUCUGGUACCACAUGAGCGGAUUCACCGUGGGAUCGCUGCACGUGCUGUUGAAGUACGGGAACGUCACUCACGAGGUUUGGUCUCAGACUGGUAACCAGGGCAACAAAUGGAGACGAGGAGAAGUGUUUCUGGGAUUGUUGAAAAACUUCCAGGUGGUGUUCAGGGCGAAGCGGGGGAUCAGCUACAUGGGCGACGUGGUGAUAGACGACGUCGCCUUCGUCCACUGCGCCCCGCCUCUUCCUUCGGACCGGCCGUGCACACCUGAGCAGUACGCCUGCGCCAAUGGCCGCUGCAUCCCUCAGGACAACCUGUGCGACUUCAUCAACCACUGCGGGGACGACUCCGACGAGGACGCCAACAUCUGCGUGGGCUUCAGCGGGCGCUGCAGCUUCGAGUUCGACCUGUGUUCCUGGCGUCAGUGCCUACGUGACGACUUCGACUGGCUGAUCAAAGCGGGCAGCACGCCCACGGUCGGCACCGGGCCGUCUAGUGACCACACCUUGAGGGACCCCUCGGGGCACUACCUGUACCUGGAGAGCUCCUUCCCGCAGGCGGCCGGAGACGCCGCCCGCAUCUCGGGACCCCUGCUGAGCCGCAGGAGCUCACAGUGCAAGAUGCGUUUUUAUUUCCACAUGUCUGGGGACGGCAUCGGGACCCUCAGCGUGUUCAGCCGAAGCGGAGGGCAUCUCCGUCUCCUAUGGAACCUGACGGGAGACCAGGGCAACUACUGGCAGAUGAGGGAGAUCCCGCUGAGCCACGACCGGGACUUUCAGGUGGUGUUCGAGGGCAAAGUGGGCCGCAGUGCGAAGGGCGACAUCUGUGUGGACGACAUCACUUUCUCUGCAGGGUGCAUGCUGUCCUCGUCAGUAGAGGACGACACUCCUCUGCCUCCUGCAGGCUCCUCGUGUCCUUCAGGCUCGCUUCCUUGUGAAAAUGGCCGGUGUUUCGCUCCGGCGCAGAGCUGUGACUUCACAGACGACUGCGGCGACGGCACCGACGAAAGGGACUGUGGGACGUCUUGCUCCUUCGAGAGCGGCCGCUGUGGCUGGACGAGCUCCCUGGCCGACAGCUUUGAUUGGACGCUGGGCACCGGAUCGGUGAAAGGCAUUCGGCCUCCGUACGACCACACGUCGAUGGAUGAAAGUGGUCAUUUUGUCUUCCUGGAAGCGACACCGGUGGGACUCAAAGGCGAUAAGGCUCAUAUCAGAAGCUCUGUCUGGAAGGAGUCGAGCGCCAUCUGCAAGCUCUCCUUCUGGUACUACAUUUCCCACAAGGCCUCAGGAACAAUCCGCCUGCUGAUCAAGACGGAGAGCCGUCUGUGGGAAGCGUGGAACAAGACGGGGCACCAGGGGAACGAAUGGAACCGGGCGGAGAUCCCUCUGAGGAAGCUGAGGAACUUCGAGGUGAUAUUCGAGGGGAUCCGCUCGAGCGACGUGAGCGGAGGAGCCGCCCUGGACGACCUGCAGUUCGAGGACUGCGCGCCAAAUGUGGUGGGGCCGCACAGCUGCCCCGCGGUCACAGACUUUGUGUGUCACAGUGGCCACUGCCUGGAGUCCCACCUCGUGUGCGACAACAAGGCCGACUGCGCCGACGGGUCCGACGAGACGGACUGCGAGCGCGUCUUCGACCUGCCCGGCGCCUGCAAUUUCAACGCGGGUGAAAGGCGGUGGGAAGACGCCUGCCAGCUGUCUCAGGGCGCCGACGAUGACUUUGACUGGACGAUCGGUUACCGGACGCAGACACCGGGAGCUGGCCCUGAGGCGGACCACAGCCCCGGUGGUGGUGGGAGCUUCCUCUACAUACACACGGCCAAUCAGAGGGAGGGGGACGUUGCCAAGGUGACAACCAGGAAUGCAUUUCCAGCCAGCAUCGGCCGAUGUGACCUGCGCUUCUGGUUCUACAUGCACGGCUCGGACAGGAUGGGAACACUGAAGGUCUUCACUGUUGGACCCAGUGGCACCAGUCUGCUGAUGUGGGCAGCCACUGGGAACCACGGCAACCAGUGGAAAUACGCCAAUGUCAUCUUGUCCAACCCGGGACCUUUCAGAGUGACCUUCCAGGCGGAGGCCGGCGGAGACAUGUGGACGGACAUCGCCUUGGACGACAUCUCCUACACCGCAGAGUGCACUGCAAAAGGACAAGUGACCCCCCGGCCUCCGACCUGCGGGUUGGACCACUACCAGUGCAGUUACUCCUAUCAGUGCAUCCCGGAGAGCUGGAGGUGCGACGGCGAGCUGGACUGCGCCGACCAGUCCGACGAAGACUUCUGUCCCACCGUGGUGCCCGGGACUGUUCCUCCUCAGGGCCGCUGUCCCGCCGGACGCUUCCAGUGUUUGAACGAUACCUGCAUCCCCUCCGUGCUGCGCUGUGACGGCGUCCCGGACUGCCCCGGCGGGGAGGACGAGAACCGCUGCCCUCUGCUGCCGUGUGCGCUGGGGGAACUGGUGUGUGAAAGUUGGCCCGGUUGCAUCCCACUUGAGAAGCGUUGUGACGCCUCUGCAGACUGUCUGCCUUUUCACUCGGAUGAAUCUGGCUGCCAUGAUUGUCCUCGCCUGUAUUGCCUGGAUCGCGGCUCCUGCAUUGUGGAGAAACACGGGCCUGUUUGCAUGUGUAAUCGCGGAUGGACCGGCAACCGUUGCCACGUGAAGGAGAAGCCGUCUCUCUCCACCUCCAAGCCCGAACUGGAAGACACACAGCUGGACGCUGUGUACGUUGGCAUCGGCAUCGGGCUGCUGCUGCUCGUGGCCGGCGUCGCCGUCUGCACGCUGGCUUUCUGCAAGAAGAAGUGCUACCCGGGAAAGCCCGGCCCGAUGCGCUGCGGAGUGAUGGAUACGCUGGCGUGUAGCUGGAGGGCAAAGCUCCGCAGUCUGCACCAAAGGCCGGGCGGCCGUCCCAGAGUCGACCCCAGGGGGGGGGAUGGUCGGGGGCUUUCCAUCAGCGUCUACCCCUGGAGGAGGGAGGUGGAGGUUUCGGCCUGCAAAGAUGCCAAGCUGUCCUUCACCAACCCGCUGUACAAAACCUCCCGCCCCAGUGCCAGUAGCUCCGAAGCCUGAAAACAAUGGACUUCAGAUGUUGACACUGCAGUGGAUCCGCGUCAAUCGCUGUGUGCACAUACUCGAUGAGUUUGUCUUGACGUGCUGCGGUGCCAAGUGCUUGGGGAACGAUGCAGAAGAGUGAAGGAAGUUCAGCUACUGCAUAUUGCGGCACAGUAUUCGAGUAUCUAUUCCGACGGACAUCUAUUGUGAUUGACGACAGAAUUAUUAAUUAUGGAAAUGAACGAUAUGAUAGAUAGCACUGAACUACCUGGUACUAUAGAAGGUAAAAGUUCUGCAUAAUGACUCAUGAUUGUUGAGUUUAGACGUUUAACAAAUUUGUUUUUCCAUAUGCAUACCAAUACUGUACAUUUUCUUUAAAAAAUAAAAUAAAAAUUGAAGAGCUCC
This is a messenger RNA of Gasterosteus aculeatus aculeatus (three-spined stickleback), 5967 nucleotides long. RefSeq names its product MAM and LDL receptor class A domain containing 1 (gene malrd1). Gene Ontology annotation, molecular function: protein binding. The record is from RefSeq and is a predicted model, not a curated record. NCBI's taxonomy places the organism in Eukaryota, Metazoa, Chordata, Actinopteri, Perciformes, Gasterosteidae. Gene Ontology annotation, cellular component: membrane.